AUGGCGGUCUCUCUGAGACUUUUCGCGCUCUGUUUAUUGCUGGGUUUUAUGGUUUUCGUUUCCGUCAAUGCCGUUUCAAGCGUAGAAGAGAAAAAUGUGUUGCAGAGCUUAAUAGACAACUCAACAAUGGCGGACAGGAGAAAUGAAGACAUUGCUAUUGAAAAGAAUGACAGUGCUGUUGACGAGGAUCCAGAAAGGGUUGCUUCCAUGGUUGACAUGAACAUUCGCAAUAGCACAGAAAGAAGGAAAUUAGGAUUUUUGUCAUGUGGCACGGGGAACCCAAUCGACGAUUGCUGGCGUUGCGAUAGGAACUGGCAGCGCCACCGCAAGCGCCUUGCAGAUUGCGCGAUCGGGUUCGGUCGCAAUGCUAUUGGUGGCCGGGAUGGACGGUACUAUGUUGUUACUGACCCCAACGACGACAACCCUGUACACCCACGACCAGGAACUCUACGACAUGCCGUCAUCCAAGAUCAACCUCUAUGGAUCAUCUUCAAAAGAGACAUGGUUAUCACCCUAAAACAAGAACUAAUCAUGAACAGUUUCAAAACAAUCGAUGCUCGUGGAGUCAACGUUCAUAUCGCAAACGGCGGUUGCAUCACGAUCCAAUACAUAACCAAUGUUAUCAUCCAUGGUCUGCAUAUUCAUGACUGCAAACCAACCGGAAAUGCCAUGGUUCGGAGCUCACCAUCGCACUACGGUUGGAGAACAAUGGCGGAUGGUGAUGGGAUUUCAAUCUUUGGGUCAAGCCAUAUCUGGGUCGACCAUAAUUCACUUUCAAACUGUGCUGAUGGCUUGGUUGAUGCGAUCAUGGGAUCAACCGCUAUCACCAUCUCCAACAAUUAUUUCACCCACCAUAAUGAGGUUAUGUUACUUGGUCACAGCGACACGUACGAUAGGGACAAGAUUAUGCAAGUGACUAUAGCAUACAACCAUUUCGGGGAAGGUCUUGUUCAAAGAAUGCCAAGGUGUAGGCAUGGAUAUUUCCAUGUUGUAAAUAAUGACUACACACACUGGGAAAUGUAUGCUAUUGGUGGGAGUGCAGAUCCUACAAUUAAUAGCCAAGGCAACAGAUACCUUGCCCCUGUUAAUCCUAAUGCUAAAGAGGUGACUCAUAGAGUGCAGACAACAGGAAGAUGGAGACAUUGGAAUUGGAGGUCAGAAGGAGACCUAAUGUUAAACGGAGCCUUCUUCGUACCAUCUGGAACGGGUGCCGGAGCCAGUUACGCAAGAGCAUCGAGCCUAAGUGCCAAACCGUCGUCCGUCGUCGCCUCUCUUACUUCCGGAUCCGGUGCACUCGUUUGCCGACGAGGCCGCCAGUGUUAAAUAAAUAAAUAAAUAAAAAUCAUCAUCAUCAUCAUUCUCCUCAUUAAUUUUUGAGAAAUCUCAGUUUUCCUUCUCUUUUUUCAAACAUUAAUUUUCACUUUGGUUGGUUUAAUGAACGAAAUACUCGAGAAAGUGUACAUUUUUCUCUAUUUCGUUCACGCGUUAUUCCAUACAUGGUUCCGAUAUUUCAAAUAUCUGAACCCCGAAAAAGGUCGGGUAUGGAUCGGAUCGGAUCGAACCGAGCAUUUCUCAUGCUAUGUAAUUACUGUUUUCUUGCAGUUCUGAUUGACUUGUAAAUUUCGGUAGUUGUUUACAAGAAAUUCUCUUAAUAUAUAGAGACCAAGUGAACAGC
Cynara cardunculus var. scolymus (artichoke) is the source of this 1675-nucleotide messenger RNA. Its product is annotated as probable pectate lyase 8. The coding region runs from base 1 to 1323 and encodes 440 amino acids. Gene Ontology annotation, molecular function: pectate lyase activity. Lineage: Eukaryota; Viridiplantae; Streptophyta; Magnoliopsida; Asterales; Asteraceae. The transcript is spliced from 7 exons. The record is from RefSeq and is a predicted model, not a curated record.